UAACUAGUAUGUCUACAAUUGAGAAAGCUAUUUAGUAAUUAAGAAAUCAAUAUGAGUAUACACAUAAUUCAACUGAAAUUCAUUCAAAUGCAUCAUUCUUUGAAGAAGAAAGAAGUGAACAUUAUUAAGAUGAUGACUUAUCUUUGCAAGAAGACUACUCAGAUUAUUUGUAGGUGUCCUCUUUCUAGUUGGAUAGUGUAUGCUAUGCUAUUUAAAUUAUUAGUCCCUUCUGCCACUUCAAAGCUAGGAAAGCAGUAAAAAAUUCUCUACUAAGUUUAAUCCGACUUAAGCUCUCGGGAGAGGCUAAGACUACUUUGCCUAAGAAAUUGUUGAUGAACUUAAUGAAAAUAUUAACAAUAACAAUUCUUAAACUGGCAAGGGCAUUGCCAUUCACGUGCGUGGACAAGGAUCCAUAGGUAUAUCAACCAAAAAAGGGAAAAAAUUAGAAAAAAACAAUAAAAAAAAAAUUCAGAAUCUUAAUAAUCAAAUAAAUAUUAAUAAUAAUGCAUUAGAAUAAUAAUCACAACAAUAGUCUUCAUCAAAUCAAGCUUCCCCCUCAUAAUCAAACGACUAAUAGUAUAAAUAAAUUUGCCAGAGCCAAAAAGUCAUACUUGCAUAUCUGAUGGUAGAAAGUGAUGUAUCAAAAUAAGCUCAAAUAAGAGCUGAAAAUUUCAUUUAAAAAUAUAUGCCAAAAGAGAAUAAUGUAGAAAUUCUCAAAAAUAUUCAAGAAGCUUAUAAAAUAAUGCUUCUGCCAGAUUAAGUCAUACAGUAGCUUGCUCAAGCUCUAAGUUAGGAAGAAAGUAAGUUAUACCUGAAUUUAUCUUUACAUCGGCUCAAUUUACAGAAUAAUAGGCAUCCAUUUGCCGCAAAGGCAGCAGAUAAGAUAACGAAAUAUAUUAAAAUUUGUUGAUGAAAUUAAAGUCAAGUAAAAGGAAAGAACAAUGAGG
This is a messenger RNA of Paramecium octaurelia, 947 nucleotides long. The record is from the annotation of a GenBank genome assembly. NCBI's taxonomy places the organism in Eukaryota, Ciliophora, Oligohymenophorea, Peniculida, Parameciidae.